AUGUAUUUCACAACCGAUGAACUUUUGGCUACACCGAUUUUCAAUAAAAUUAUGACUGCUGGUCGAUUUCAAAUAUUACUCAAAAUGUUACAUUUUGAAACUAAUCAAGAUGUCAACAACAAAUUGAAAAAGAUCUCACCGGUUGUUGAAGCUUUACGUCCAUCAUUCAAACGACUGUAUAAACCAAGGCGUUUUCUAAAUGUUGAUGAAAGCUUACACUUAUAUAAGGGUCGUCUGUCGUGGAAGCAGUAUAUUCCGCUGAAGAGAGCACGAUUUGGAUUUAAAUUCUUCAUGCUGUGCGAUGUAAAUGGCUAUAUUCUUAAUUGUAUUAUUUAUACCGGUAGUGAUACGAAUUAUAGUGAGAAAUUUAGCGAUUUAUCAUUAUCAAGUCGAAUAGUGAUGACAUUGGUGGAAGAUUAUCUAGAUUUAGGACGCUGUAUUGUGAUGGAUAAUUAUUAUUCCUCACUAGAAUUGUUUCUGAAUCUUGUAAAAAGAAAGACAGAUGCUGUCGGAACAGUUCGUUCAAACAGAAAAAGCCUUCCACCUGAUUUCAGAAAUUCCAGGCUUCAAAAGAAUGAACGGAUUGCAAGAUAUUAUAAAAAGUUGAUGGCCUUAAAAUGGCUUGACAAGAAAUAUGUUCAUAUAUUAUCAACAUACCAUGAAAAUACUACUACAAUUAUUCAGAAGAGACAAACUCAAGAUGAAAAGCCAAUAUGCAUGCAUUAA
This is a messenger RNA of Adineta ricciae, 726 nucleotides long. Lineage: Eukaryota; Metazoa; Rotifera; Eurotatoria; Adinetida; Adinetidae. The record is from the annotation of a GenBank genome assembly.